Astrephomene gubernaculifera is the source of this 648-nucleotide messenger RNA. The record is from the annotation of a GenBank genome assembly. Lineage: Eukaryota; Viridiplantae; Chlorophyta; Chlorophyceae; Chlamydomonadales; Astrephomenaceae.
CUUGUCAAGCACGUAUGCUGAGCAUGGUUAGUCAGGAGGGCCUCCCAAAGUAAGGCCCCUCACCGUUGCCCCACCAAAGGAGGGCAAGCCCCUCACUCCUUCCUCUUUCCAACCUUCGAGGAGCCCGUAUAGAAGCAAUGGCCCCGAAAGGCAAGGGUGACGCUAAGGCGGUGGCCGCUAAGGCCGCCAAGGCCGUGAAGAAGGGCAGCUUCAAGAAGAGCCGGAAGCCCCGGUUCUCGGUGGUCUUCCACCGCCCGAAGACCCUGCAGCGGACCCGGGCUGGCAAGUACCCCAGGAUCAGCACUCCUUCGCUCCAAAAGCUUGACCAGUACGCGGUCCUCAAGUACCCGUUGACCACUGAGUCGGCGAUGAAGAAGAUUGAGGACAACAACACGCUGGUCUUCAUCGUGGACCUGAAGGCCAACAAGAAGCAGAUCAAGGACGCCGUGCAGCGCAUGUACGACAUCCAGACCAAGAAGGUCAACACCCUCAUCCGGCCCGACGGCGUGAAGAAGGCGUACGUCUGCCUCACGGCUGACUACGAUGCCCUGGACGUUGCCAACAAGAUCGGCAUCAUCUAAACGACUCGAAGGGGCUGGGGAGCGGCGGGUGCAGUGCUCUUGUAACGCUGUACGUAUGUGAUUUCCU